This is a messenger RNA of Marmota flaviventris (yellow-bellied marmot), 2979 nucleotides long. Its product is annotated as ecotropic viral integration site 5 protein homolog. The record is from RefSeq and is a predicted model, not a curated record. Gene Ontology annotation, biological process: regulation of GTPase activity. Lineage: Eukaryota; Metazoa; Chordata; Mammalia; Rodentia; Sciuridae. Gene Ontology annotation, molecular function: small GTPase binding; GTPase activator activity.
AUGAACUGCACCGGGAACCAGACUGUGUGCGUCACUCUCAACGGGACAUGGAAUAGAGGAGGUCCCCAAAUCCUGAAAGGCUGUGCUACACCAGAGAUCUGCCACCUGAAAGUGAAUGACACUCUGGGCCCCGAGGAGGCUGGAUUUCAUCUCACCACAAAGCCUGAUUGUAGUUCCCUGGCUCCUCCCACACAACCAGGUCCCCAUGCAAAUGUGACCCAUACCAAGGCAAAGGCCACCAUCUGUUUCACCUGCUCAGACCUCUACCAUUGCAACCCUGUCUCCUGCCCGGAGGACAGGAACUAUUGCCUUCAGACGGCAGGAAUCACAGCGUUUGGGGAAGGAGACUCAGUGGCCUGGAGAAAUGGUUCCUGUGUGGCCUCCAAGGAUUGUAAAUGGGACAGAUCCGUCUCUGCCUUGACCUACGGUGCUCGCUUGGGCUUCUGGGUCAACACCACCUGUUGCCGAGGCAACUGCCAGAAGCCCACUCCUCUCGCAGCUCUGCCGGCCUCCCGCCCCUUGAACAAGUUCCUGUGCCCUACAUGUGCAGGGGACCACCAGGGACCCUGCAAUUCGUCCCUCUACAUGCAGUGUCCCCGUUGGAUGACCGAGUGUGUCCAGCUGAACCUGAUAUCUGAAGGAGGCGGCCGAAACCUGAGCUUGCGUGGCUGUGGCUCCCGAAACCUGUGCAGCGCCCGGGGGGUGACAGAGAGAGUGGCUCUGCAGGGCCUGCGGCUGGCCCGCCCGCCGUACUGCAGCUCGGGCCGCCGCGCCGUCCUGGAGUCCCAGUGCCUCUUGGGCGCCGCCGCUGGACUCCGCCUUGCCCUGCCCGUGCUGGUGGUGGCCCUGGGGACCUCGGUUGCAGAAAAGCUGAGUUCUACUCUGUCAUAGUUGAGGAGCACAGUGUCGCACAGGCAGGUGGCCAGUCAGGUGGCAAGUCCUUCUGCUUCACACACGACAGCCUCACCUACCACGCUGUCAGCACCAGCCCUUUCACCAUUCCCAUCCCGGUUGAGUCCAGAACUCCCGGCUGGACUGGAGGAACAAAAUCGAUUGUUAGAGGCAAGUGUAACCCUUUAAGAUCUGUUUGGGGGGCCCAGAAGAAGCAAGCAUCUCUCAAGAAGCGGCUUCUCUCUUGCUUCAAGUUUAACAGCCUCCAGCAACUUCAGCCUCCUUGAAGCAGAUUCUUGGGUUCUUUUCGGAAGAACAGUUAAUGCACGGGAAGAUGUGUACACAAACACAACGAAGGCAAAGCAAGAUAAGGAACUGGUUCAUAAAGGAAUAACCCACCGUGUUAGAGGAAGAGUUGGGCAACUUUUCUGCAGAGCACAAAGAAUGCCAGUAAGAGAUCAGCAUUCAGAACUCCUGAAGAUGACCCCUCCUGGUGAAAAAACUGAGCUGAAGGGAUGUUGCAAAAGUUACACCCAACACAAUUUUUUAAGGAAAAACUUUGGAUGGGAGAUUUCAUGUAAUGUGAUGAAAUCAUAUUCUUUGGGUUGGUCAAGGUCAUAGAAUUGUUCUAUAGUUGGAUUCUUGCUUAUGCAGGUGCCAGAAGAAGUGCUGUGGAUAUUUGCUAAAUUAAUGCAAGAUUAUAGACUUCAUGAACUUUUAAAACCAAGUAUGGCUGAGACAGGAGCAUCUCAAGUUCAAAGCCAGCCUCAGAAACUUAGUGAGGUCCUGACAAUCUUUCUUCCAACUUUUCUACUACCAAUUGCAACAAGGGUGUGUGAUAUCUUUCUGUCUGAGGAUUUAGAAAUAGUGAUUCAAGCAGAAUUGGGGCUUCUGCAAAUGAAUCAGGCAGAAUUAAUGCAACUUGACAUGGAAGGGAUGUAACAGCACUUUCAGGUCAUUUCACAUCCCUUUGAAGGUGGUCCAGACAAAUUAAUCCAAGCAUUUUACCAAGUCAAAUACAACUCAAAACAAAAGAAAAAGAAAAAGCUUGAAAAAGAAUGCUCAAUAAAAAUUAAAGACAUGGAUCAGCAAGUUGAUAAUAAAAUAUUAUGCACAAGAAAAAGGCUUUAAAAAGAGCGCAUUGAGCCGGGCGAGUGCAUUGAAAUACUAGAAAAACCUAAAUGCAGUUCCAACUACAGUGAAGAUUCUGUGUUACAGCUAGAGAAGGAACUGGUCCAAGCAAGACUGGGGGAAGCCGAGCCUCUGUGUGCAGUAAAAGAGAUGCAAGAUAAAGAACUGGAAAUAGACAAGAGGACCAAUGGCCUUUCCUGAUGAGAAUUACAUCACAGGCUUCGGGAGCAACUCAUCGCUGUGAAACUGAGAAGCAGAAGCCAUCAGAGGUUGAAAGAACUGAGAAAGCAAGUCAAGAACUCCAAAGAAAGUGGGCUGCACCACUUCGCUGGUGCAACCGGGAGAUGGAAAGACCCGCCUAAGAAAAAUGGUGAACAGAUGACCCUUCAACUUAGAGGAGCUGAAACACAGGCAGAAGUAGGAGAAAUGAAACAAAGGAUGGUGGAAAUGGAAACAGACAGAAUCAUUAGUAACCACCUUGGAAGCCUAGAAUAGAAGUCCGCAGGAGAAGGCGCAGGAUGGCUCAGUACAGAGCCGAGACUACUUUACCAGUUAAGCCACGCAAAGCACACAUGAGCCGAACUUGAGGGCACAAACGAGGAAGGAGCGGAGGUGAGAUGGGUGGGGGAAGCAGAAUUACAGUCCCAUGUUCCUGAGCUUGAAAUCCAGAAAGAAGGGAAGCUUGCAGGACAGCUUAACCCCCUGUGUCCGUCUCAGUGCACCAGGGGACUGGAAGAUCAGAUGGCAAAGCUGAGUCAGGAGCUCGGAAUCCUGAACCCUGGUGUCCAGCCGGUUGGAGGAGUUUCCCAGACCAAUUGCCUUUCCCUGCUUUCCCCGCCUGCGGGGCUGGGGGGGACCGCAGGGCUCCAGCUCGCUGGGAAAGCCCUCUUCUUCGGGCCAUGGGCCCAGCGCACCACCCCCUUUUGGAUGCAACCCACACUGUCAACCAUUUGGUAA